AAAUAUGACUCAAAGAACCGGGUUCCUGUUUUGCUGGCUAAUCCAGAGGCUACAGUUUCCGCAGCUGCUGCUUUUGGAUGUUACCUGCCACGCCAUUGUCUGCUGCUUGUUGCAACCUGGCCUUGAAAGAAGUGACAGCGUUUUCUAUCUUUCCAGUAACAAGUCAAGCCACGAGCAGGGUUCUUGUGAAAAAGAAGUUAGAUUAGCCUCGUCUCUCGACUUUUGGGCUCUCUCUUCUGAAAACUUUAUAGCUAUGUUGCCAGUUGAUCCUGUUAAAGAAAAUUAUGUUCGUAAAGUGAAAAACUGUGUUUUUUCAAUUGCCUUCCCUACUCCUUUCAAAUCAAGAGUACGUCUUGUAGCAGUUUCAAAGGAAGUUCUAGAAGAUAUUUUGGACCUUGAUUUAUCUGUUUCGGAAACAGAUGAUUUUAUCCAGCUUGUAAGUGGAGAAAAGAUACUAUUUGGAUCCGUUCCAUUGGCUCACAGAUACGGUGGCCACCAGUUUGGGAUAUGGGCAGAUCAGCUUGGGGAUGGAAGAGCCCAUCUUAUUGGAAUUUACAUGAACAGAAAAGGUGAAAAGUGGGAGCUCCAAUUAAAAGGCUCAGGAAAGACCCCAUAUUCUCGUCAUGGUGAUGGCCGAGCUGUGCUUCGCUCCUCAGUGAGAGAAUUUUUGGGUAGUGAGGCUGUGCACCAUCUUGGAAUUCCAACCAGCAGAGCUGCGAGUCUGGUUGUAAGUGAUGAUGGAGUAUGGCGGGAUCAGCUCUACGAUGGAAACGUUGUGAAAGAACGAGCUGCAGUAGUGCUGCGCGUGGCGAAAUCUUGGUUUAGAAUUGGAUCGUUAGAAAUUUUGGCUCAUUAUGGUGAACUGGAUUUACUACGGAUAUUAUUAGACUUUAUCAUACAGGAACAUUUCCCUUCAGUGGAUGUCGGAGAACCUAACAGAUAUGUGGAUUUUUUUUCUGUUGUGGUAUCUGAGACAGCGCAACUUAUUGCCUUGUGGACAUCGGUUGGUUUUGCUCAUGGUGUUUGUAAUACUGAUAACUUCAGUUUGUUAUCCAUUACAAUUGACUAUGGUCCAUUUGGUUUUAUGGAGGCCUAUAAUCCAGAUUUUGUACCAAACACAUCUGAUGAUGAAAGAAGAUAUAAAAUAGGAAAUCAGGCCAAUAUUGGGAUGUUUAAUUUAAACAGGUUGUUACAAGCUCUAAACCCGUUACUGGGUCCUAGGCAAAAGCAGCUUGCUGCUCUGAUUCUUGAGGGGUAUCCUGACCUUUAUUAUACAAGAUUUAGAGAACUAUUCAAAGCCAAACUGGGGUUACUUGGAGAAAGGAAGGGUGAUGAGGAUUUGAUUGCAUUUCUCUUACAUCUCAUGGAAAAGACAGCAGCUGAUUUUACCAUGACGUUUCGGCAGCUCAGUGAGAUUACUCAAAGCCAGUUACAGGAGCUCAACAUUCCUCAGCAAUUCUGGGCACUGCAGACGAUUUCAAAGCACGAACUCUUUCCUGCCUGGGUGUCCCAGUACCUGCUGAGACUGAAGAGUAACAUGAAUGAUUCAGAUUCUGAAAGAAGAAAAAGAAUGAUGACUGUUAAUCCCAGAUAUGUGCUGAAGAACUGGAUGGCAGAGUCUGCAGUGCGAAAAGCAGAAAGGAAUGAUUUCUCAGAGGUGCGUCUUCUUCAGCAAGUUCUUCAGCAUCCUUUCCAGAAGCAUUCCACCGCUGAGAAAGCUGGCUACGCCUCACCUACUCCUUCUUGGGCUAAAAAUCUCAGAGUCAGCUGCUCAUCUUAAUUUGGGGAAAAUCAAAUAAGGAAGACUCUGACACUGAACACAACAUAGAAUAAUCUAUUUGGUAAAUUCUUAAUGACCAUAUACAUGAUGACAAUCCUGCAUUUUUUAAUAGUGAUUAUAUACAAAAAUAUUUUUUAAUCAAAUGAACUAGACCUAUUCUUCAGAACAUCUUUGUGGUCAUUUUUGUUCUAAUCAAUAACUUUAAUGGAAUAGGAAGUUGUUUUUGGUAAACCACAAGUUAUUCUCAAUAACUAAAAAAUCUUGUGACAAUCUUUUAAUGAAUUUGUAAGCAUUCAUCUAAUUCUUGCUAUGUACCCAGCACUUUGUGGCACAUCAAAUAAGUAUAUAGUUUAAUUGUAUUCCUGGAGCUUUUUUGUCUAUUAUGGAAAUUUUCAAACAUUUAUCAAAGUAAAAGCAAUAGUUUAAUCAAUCUGAUUUACCAUUCAACCAACUUAUUAAUUAUCAAUGCAUGAUCAAUAUCGCUUCAUCCACGUUCCUACACACUUCCCCCAUGUUCCUAGUUAUUGUUUUAAUUGAAGUAUAGUUUAUAUAUCCCCAAGUAUGUUUAAGAAAUUCCCUGACGUUGUUUCAUUUAAUCUACAGAUAUUUCUUCAUGCAUCUCCAAACAUCAGUGACUUGAAACAUAUACACACAACCAUUAUCACCUUAAGAUAAAUUAACUGCUCCCUAAUGCAUCAAAUCAAAUAACCAGCUUUCAAAUUUUUCCUAUUGUUUCAUAAGUUGUUAUCACCGUCAUUGCUAUUUUAUAGUUGUUUAUUUCGAUUGGGAUCCAAAUAAGGACUAUACACUAAAAUCAGAUAACAAAAUCUCUUAAGUUUCUUUUGAUGUCUUUGGGUACAACCACCUACAUCUUUUUUUUCCCUUGCAACUUUUCAUUUUGUUUCCGCUGAAGAAACUAGGUCGUUUGUCCCGUGGUGUUCCCCAAGUCUCUAUUUUGCUAGUUGCAUGUCUGUGGUAUUGGUAACAUGUUGCUCUGUCCCCUGUAACUCUGUAAAUCUAGAGCUUGAUUCAGAUUCAGGUUCUGUUUAUUUGGCAGAAAUACUUGCUAUCGGAGGGCGAGUGUCGUGUACUUCCACCGGGAGGUGCAUACUUGGUUGUCUCUUUUUGUGAUAUCAAUAGCCAUUGACAAUCAUCACCUUGACCCAUUGAUUCAAUAGGGUUACAAAAUGAUGACAAUCUGGUCCUAUCCUUCACUUAUUAGCUGGAAACCUUCUAUAAAGGAAAACUUACUAUCAUUAAUUAUUUGGUUAUCCUGAGAUACAGAAAGGCAAGGUGACCAGUUGGUUCCCAAGAGUGCUCCAAAGACAGCCAGUGGGCUUGUUUGAUGAUUUGUGUUAGUAUCAUUAUGAGUUCUUGAAUUUAAGCAUAAUUUAUGUUUUAUAUUUUUGCAGUUAUUAUCCUUACUGAUGUACAAAUUUUCCCAUAUUUAGCCAGUGAGGUCUUAUUCAUAUUGCCUCCUUUUGGACAUGAUCCUAAAAACUUUUGAUAAGUCCCUUGUUUCCUGGUGUGAUAAGAUGUUCCAGGUUCAUCCUGUAUAUUUCUUGCUCUCACCCUGGAGUCAGUCAUUUUUUUAAGGAGGACCCUUUCAGGGAAAUGGUGUUUAGAGACCACAGUUUAGGUGCCUAAAGCUUUGUGAAUAUUUGAAACACUUUCCAAAGCUUGUCAAAUUACAGUGAACAUUUUUUGAGUUGUAGACCGUCUUUUCUAAAAUUAAAUAAUAUGAACAAACAACAAAAAAAUAAAAAUAGCAAAAAGAUAUAUUAUUAGAACUAAAGAUAAGUCCUAACCUCAUAAAAUUUUAUGGUGAGAUUUUAUUCAUUUUUUUCAAUUAUUAAAUUAAUCCUUGCUUAUGUAAAGUAAUACAUGCUCGUGUAAAAAGUUUUUUAAAGAAGUAUAUUGAGGAAAUGUGGAAGUCUUCCUUCACACUCUCCUCCCAUUAUAAGUGUUGUGUCCUUUCAAACUUUUGCUGUAUGUUUACAUGCCUGUAUACAAAUAUACAUAUAUAAAUGCACGUUUAUGAGAGUAGGGGCAUAUGUGACACAUUGCUUUGUAAAUUGGCUUUUGUUUAUGUUAUUAAUGUUCAAUAGCCAUAUGUGCUGAUCUCCUUCAUUCACUUUAAUGGUUUAAAAAUAUUCCAUAGUAUAGAUAUACCAUAUUUUGUGAAAUCAUUUACAUAUUUGGUACCCUUUUGGGUUUCCAGGCUUUUUAUCCCUUAUAAAUAUAGCAUCCUUGUCUGUACAUCUUUGUAUAUAGAAACCUGUAUAUAGAAUUAUUUGGGUCAAAAGGUGUGUGAAUUAAAAAUGUUUAUAUAGGGUGCCAGCCUGGUGGCAUAGCAGUUAAG
Molecule: messenger RNA, 4142 nt
Organism: Equus quagga
Lineage: Eukaryota; Metazoa; Chordata; Mammalia; Perissodactyla; Equidae
Product: protein adenylyltransferase SelO-like
Exons: 19
Coding region: 5-1780 (591 amino acids)
Source: RefSeq, a predicted model, not a curated record